AUCAUUUUAUUUCAGAAAGUACUAAUUAAAGAAUCCAAAGGAAACAAUGUGUUAAUAAUAAUUCCUGUUUACCUUUAAAAAAAACUGUUUAUUAACUCUUCUGAUGCCAAGAAAAAUUCCGUGGGAAUGACUUAAUCAUAAUUCUCAUGAGGAGACGUUUUCCUUGUCAAGGAGAAAUUUCACGGAAUUAACCACCAGUUUAUUAGAGAGUUUUUUAAAUGCAUCUUUUAAUAUCAUGUUUUCACUCAUUAGAAUAAAAACACUUUAACUGUAAGCUCAAAUUAACUUUUUUUUUUGUCGUAGCUAACACUAUUUAUAAAGCUCCAUGGAAGCAUCAAGGGCAAUCUGUGCAUUCAUUUCUCUUUAUGGAGCCUUUAUGUUUGCCUUUUAUCAACACGAGCCUAUAAAUAAACCGUAAUUUGUAUCCUCUCUUGAACCCGUUUGAGUGGGCUCCUCCUUGGAAGCGCAACCUGUAGCCUUCGGCAGUUUCCGGAAUUAUUCGUUUUUCCUGAAGAGCCUGAACGUAGCACGACGGACGUCGUAUUGAGAGGACUGAAGGGCGACGAAAACAAAAAUAGACGUGGACUCGACAGGAUCCAGGCCUUGAAGAAUGGAGGUUUGUUUUGGUAAAGUGGUGUUCUCCUCCAAGUUUGAAAGUGGAAACUUAGCCCGGGUGGAGAAAGUGGAGAAGUUAAUCAAUGACUGUGCGUCACUGCGCUCCAAUUUGCUUCCUGAGCUUGAAUUCAACGUGUGGGUCAAACCAGACUGUGAGGGAACAGAAUAUGAAAAUGGCAACAGGUCGUGGUUUUACUUCAGUGUACGUGGUGUACCGCCUGGAAAGCUCAUGAAGAUAAACGUCAUGAAUAUGAACAACCAGCGGAUACUCUAUAACCAAGGCAUGGCUCCUCUUGUGCGCACUGUACCUGGGAAAGAGUGUUGGGAGAGGAUACGGGACCGGCCCACGUGCGAGACGAUAGACGAUGCGUUCGUCCUGUCAUUCAUGCAUCGGACCUCGGAGAUUCGAGGGGCGACCACCUACUUUUCCUUCUGUUAUCCGUUUUCGUACACAGAGUGUCAGGAGAUGCUGCAGCGGCUGGGGGAAAGAUUCUCCAACAUUUCUCGACUGAGUCCAACCAGCCCGCCCAAUGAGGUCUAUUACCACAGAGAGUUGCUGUGCCACUCUCUCGAUGGAAACAGGGUGGACUUGAUCACUGUGACCAACUGCAGCGGGAUGCAAGAUCAAAGGGAACCGAGACUGGCUCGGCUAUUUCCUGACUCCGACACUGCAAGACCUCACUGCUUCACUGGCAAAAAGGUGUUUUUCCUGAGCAGUCGUGUGCACCCUGGAGAAACCCCAUCCUCUUUUGUGUUCAAUGGGUUUUUGAACUUCAUUCUCCGGACGGACGACCCACGUGCCCACAUGUUACGCAACAUGUUUGUAUUUAAACUCAUCCCCAUGCUCAAUCCAGACGGAGUCAUCCGAGGUCACUACAGGACGGAUUCCAGAGGUGUGAACCUCAACAGGCAGUACCUGAACCCGAGCCCUGAGCUGCAUCCCUCCAUCUACGCAGCUAAAACACUGCUGCUUUACUACCAUACCCACUACCUCUCCAACGCCUCAUUCGGUGGCCCUCCCUCCGACAGCCCGGAACAGAGAGAGACUCCUCCCCUCAACACGAAACCCAUACAAAAUCAGUCACCUCAGCUCACUGCUCUGGAGGAGUCCCUCAACCAACGGAAUAGUGAUGGGCCGGACUCCAGCGAGACGGAGGUUUCCAUGGCGAUGGAGGAAAAUGACUGGCUGACCACGGAAUUUGAGAAGGAGGAACAGAGAAGCCAAAGUUUUUCAGACACUCCAGAUUCAGUUACCAUUGAAGUAGCGGAAACACACGGCGAAGAACCGGAGUCAAUAAAAAUCCAAGAAGGGGGCGUGGCAUAUUAUGUGGACUUGCACGGUCACGCCUCCAAACGUGGGUGUUUCAUGUAUGGGAACAACCUUCCGAAUGAGAUCCAGCAGGUGGAGAACAUGCUCUUUCCGAAACUGAUUUCUUUAAACUCAGCUCAUUUUGAUUUCUCGGGCUGCAACUUCACUGAGAAGAACAUGUAUGCUCGGGACCGGAAAGGAGGACUGUCCAAGGAAGGGAGCGGUCGGGUGGCCAUUCACAAGGCCAUAGGGCUGCUUCACAGUUACACUUUAGAAUGCAACUACAAUACAGGAAAGUCCAUGAACAUUAUCCCGCCAGCCUGUCAUGACAAUGGACGAGCAACGCCGCCUCCACCGUCCUCCUUACCUCCUAAAUACACUCCAGAUAUAUAUAAUCAGGUUGGAAGUGCAGUGGCAGUGUCAGCCCUGGACAUGGAGGAGUGCAACCCUUGGCCCCGGCUGGUGCUAUCAGAGCACAACUGUCUGACCAAUCUCCGCGCCGUGAUCCUCAAACAUCUGCGCAACAACAAAGCUCUGAACUCACACGGCAAUUCCAACCCCUCACCCAGAAUGAACAGUCAUGGAAGCAAGGCGUCGCCGCCGAAGACCCUCACCCGCUGCCUCACUGGCUCGGCGUCGGAGAACACCAUCAGUCGUGUUCGCUGUCACAGCCACAGCAGCAGCAGCCAGACUCCAUCUCCCAAGAUGCACAGCUCUCCUAGUUUCACCUUCGGCUGCCCGCCGCCCCGGACUCAGCAGAACGGCACGCACACAAACGGACGAGGGAACAAGAUGUCCGUGAAGGAUUCUAAGCCCCAGGAGAAGAGACGUGCCCCCCAUUACCGCACCAUCCUGCGGUCCCCCGGCAACAGCCACGCUCCCACUCGCCCUCCAGUCUCCCCCCCUUCCUCCUCCUCUUCGUCCUCCUCCGUGUAUGCGGCGAGCUCCUGUCCUCUCCCGGCUUCCGUCAGUAUGACAGGCAACAGCUGUCCAGAUUUUCAGGCAGGUGGACUCAAACCAACAGUCUGGCCCGGCACAUCUUUUCCCAUGCGUCCGCCACGCGUUGGCAAAGUGGCUCGGAAUCUUAAAAACAUGCAUCAGCCGGCAAAAGAGACUGCAAAGGAGCUGGGCCCUGAGCACAUCCUUUCCUCCGUGAAGUUUAGCAAGUGCGAUUUACAACCCUACUCAAGCCGCAUCCCCGUCCGGAGAGCAGGGUCACUGGACACCCCUUCAACUCCAGGCAGCAAACCUCUGAUUGGCCGGAAGCAGCUCCCGUGCAAAGGUGAAGCCACGAUGAGAGUUUGGAAGCUACUCAGACCAGGACUCCAUCAUCAACUGACGCUAACAGGCACAUCAAUAAAGGAGGCCGCCAAAAAGCAGGGCCCUAAAGUAGCCACGAUGACAUCUGAGGGGAGCUUCCACUACUAUGAAAAUGAUGGCAUCAACCCAGCAGCAGAGGAAGAGGAGAAACUGCAGCAGGUUGUGGAGACUCCGCUGCUGCCCAUGGCUGAGCAAGUCAGCGCUUGAGAAACAGAUCUGUUUUGGUGACAUGAACAGGAGCGCAAUAUGAUUUAUUCAGUAUGAGAUUGUGUGACAUUCCCACCUCCAGUCGACUUGUAGCUUGGAGUCAAGUGCCUUGCACAAUGACAGAAACUCGCAAUCCACAUUUUAAUUGUUGUAUACCAUACAUUGCAUUUUACAUUGAACUACUCCUGUUCACUCUGUAACAAAGUACUGUACUACCCGUUUUCUCAUUAUCGAUCUCUAGUAAGCACUCGAGCACCUUGGUUAGCACAUUCCAAACACAGAUUCAACAGCAUAUCCAGAUAUAUUGUUUGUAGUCUAUGUCACUCCUUUUGGAAGUAUUUGCACCUUGUAGCAUAUUAGUUUAUGAAACUCUAGUGUGUGUCUGUAUUUAAGAGGCUUUAUUUAAGAGGACAUGUCUCAAAUCCUGAUCAACUUUAGGUGUACAUUUUUAAAGAUAUUUUUUGUGAUGUAUUUGAAGUGAUAAAGGGAUAUAUUAGGUGGAACGCUAUCUAGUUUGCCUUUUUAAGUCUUAAUAUGGUUUUGUUUUAAAUAAAACAUUUUUGUGUUUUUAUUUUUUAAAAUGGUUUUUUGCAAUACUGAGGCUGAAAGAUAGUUCACGUGAAGUUUCCCUGAACCACAUUAGCAUCAAAUAUUUGAAUCAUGUUUCGAUGGAAUUAUUCACAUUACUUCCUUGAUGGCUGUGAACCAAUAUAAUGGCAGGUCCUUUAUAACCUUUGUAUGUAUAAUUAUGUAAUGGAAUUACUGCAGGAAACCAGGAAAAAUAUGUUUCAUGUCGACCAAAUGAAACUGUGACUGUAUAUUUGUAACUUGACUCGGAACCAAUAAACUUCAACGAGUGUGUUUUAAUUUAAAUUGGUGUAUGAAAUUUGAUCAU
Messenger RNA from Synchiropus splendidus (mandarinfish), 4346 nucleotides. It is a transcript of the gene agbl5, whose product is annotated as AGBL carboxypeptidase 5. The transcript has 17 exons. The coding region runs from base 611 to 3451 and encodes 946 amino acids. The record is from RefSeq and is a predicted model, not a curated record. Gene Ontology annotation, biological process: protein deglutamylation; proteolysis. NCBI's taxonomy places the organism in Eukaryota, Metazoa, Chordata, Actinopteri, Syngnathiformes, Callionymidae. Gene Ontology annotation, molecular function: zinc ion binding; metallocarboxypeptidase activity.